Aspergillus heteromorphus CBS 117.55 is the source of this 3636-nucleotide messenger RNA. Its product is annotated as inositol polyphosphate kinase family protein. NCBI's taxonomy places the organism in Eukaryota, Fungi, Ascomycota, Eurotiomycetes, Eurotiales, Aspergillaceae. Gene Ontology annotation, cellular component: nucleus; cytoplasm. The record is from RefSeq and is a predicted model, not a curated record. Gene Ontology annotation, molecular function: inositol hexakisphosphate kinase activity. Gene Ontology annotation, biological process: phosphatidylinositol phosphate biosynthetic process; inositol phosphate biosynthetic process. Bases 1 to 3636 code for a protein of 1211 amino acids. The transcript has 2 exons.
AUGGAAGUUGACGUUCGCAGGCAGCACCCACUAGGCCCGCCCUCCUUGCUUCCCUCCGCGGUGCCUCGCUCCUCGCCAUUGCUGCCCGUGGACUCGCUCGCCGCCUUGGAGAAGCGUUCCGACGUGUCGCCGCGAACGCCACAUCCUCCGGUCUGGGAGACCCUGCAGCCCCUGCGCAGAAUCCCGUUGGACGGACUCGCCACCAAAUUCGCCCCGUCCGAGGACCCUGCGGCGCACCGCAGUCUGCUGUCCGCCUCCCUGACGGACAGCACUUUGUCGCCCUCUCAUUCCGCAUUACGAUCAUCCCCAACUAAGAAGCCUACGGGCACCGGUCGUGAGACGGUCCCUCAUCCCUGGUCGGGACAACAACAGGACGGGUCGCUCGCACCGAAGCCCGAGCGGAGCUCGAGUCGGGGCCGGCGUGGUCGGGUUGAACAGUCCAUUGAGGCCAGCCUGGCCAACCCAGAGCCCGCGUCCCAUGUGCGGAGCCGCAAGUCCAGCCACUACCUGGGCCUGUUCAAGGAAAACACCACUUCGCCGGAUCGCAAACGCAGGGAUGAGCGCGGCGGACGACAUGAUGAGUUUGCGGAACCCCAUGACAAGCAGCAAGUAACUGCGCACUCGGAGCCGCGUUAUGACCGGGAACGUCGUGAUUCCCAAUUGCGCAUUCCCUCUCCGUCCGACGACGCCGAACUGCCCAGCUCGAAAAGCCUGUCGCAGCUAUCGCUCGCGGACGCACCCGUCUUCCCACCCAGUCCCGAAAGUGAAACCUUUCCGCAAAUGUCGAGCGACAAUGUGUCCAAGCCCCUUCCCAUCCUGCCAGAAAGUCUGCUGGAGGAGAUCCGCAACUUCCAUCUUACUCCGGGCGGAGCUCGGGGCACGUCAUUCUCGCGGAGCAUCCCCACGCAGUUUUCCGAACGGAGCAAAGACUAUUUCACCAAGGAGCCUGCGCCGUCGGGCCUGGGGGAGCAGUUCUCCCCGUCGGAUACGGAUCGUGAACAACGCCGGGGCUCAGGGCAGUUCGAAGACGAGGAUGACGAGCUGAUCUCCUCUGCCGUCUACUUCCCCCACGAACGGGUGACGGUGUCUGAAGAAGUCGACCAGGUCGAGUCCUUUCCGGAUAGCCAGCACGGCGUGGAGCCCGUUGAUAUAUCGACCCCUCAGAGUAGUCACGUUCUGGUACCCAAGAGACAUGCUGUUUCCGAAGAGCCGGAAGCUAAUCAUGUGGACAUAUCCCUUCGCUCUAAAAAUGAUAGUAGAAUCCUACACGGCGACCUGCAGCAAGGCAUGCAGAAUGCUCCCAUAGAAGAACUUAAUGAAGAGUCUCUUGGUUCUAUCCCCGAGCGCGCCGCGGAAUACUCCACCUGCGAAUCGGAAUUUGCGUCGGCUGACGAUAGUGGCAUGUCGGUUCGAGACGAGGAAUCGAGCGUGACAGAUGAAGCUGAGGUGACGCCCACAGCCACGCCCACCCAGCGCUCGCGCAUCGCCCGGCCCCGCCGCAAGCACGAGUCGGCCGCUCCUCUGGGCGCAGUGGAGUUGAAGCCCUACCGGCACCAGGUUGGGGGCCAUACAACGGUAUUCCGCUUCUCCCGGCGCGCCGUGUGCAAGCAGCUCAACAACCGCGAAAACGAAUUCUACGAGCGGAUUGAGCGUAGGCAUCCGGAGAUGCUGAUGUUUCUCCCCAGAUACAUCGGAGUUCUCAACGUCACCUUUUCCAAGACCCCGAAGCGACCCAAAGCCUCCUCCACCAGUCAGUCGGAGCGCCCCGAGAGCGCCAACGCUACACAUCCCGCCAACGGGGCCGACAAGCACGGGCAGCCCGCAGACAGCAGCGCCCGCCCGCAGAAAGAGGCAGAAACCCAACGGAUCUUCAGUCAGAAGCAGGUGACAGGGAUUGUGCCACAGGUGAUUCUGGAAAAUAAUCGGCACAUCAUUCCCGCGGAUCUGUUCUCUCGCUGCCAGCGGCCCAGAACGGCAGACGGCUCAUUGUCGGCGUCCAGGAGCUUCUCGGGCGACACUGGACAGAUGUCGGCGGAGGAAAAUAUGCGGGGUUGUCUCUUGGAUGGGCAGUCUUUCAACAGGAAGCAGUGGGGCGCCACUACUGUCAAUACCAAGCUGCAAGAGCAGGUGCUUCGGGAGGUCUUUAGCCCCCCUGCUAUCCACCAUCACCGGCGCCAUGCUCGAGGCCAUCUUAAUCUCCCGAGAACGUCGUCAGAUGGCUUUGGAGUUCGUCGGCGCGCCAACCUGUCGGAAGACCAGACCGCAAGCAGCCGCCGAAAUGCACCUGACCCGAGUGAGCCCGUUCCGUCUGCCGCGAUCGAAAUCACGAAGCAAACGAGCGAUGGGCCGGGUCUGUCGUCAUCCGCGUCUACCGCAUUGGAAGCGAGUCAUAACCGCCUCGAGAAGGUUCGAACCGAAGACUCCCCGCCGCGUUCGAGCUCGCUCUCGCGGAGCCGACCGAUGCGGCGCCGUCGGUCCGGGAGUGGCUUGCAACGGCGAGGAAGCAUGGGCUCCGGGCAAGCCGGAGGCGAGUUGUUGUUUUACGAAGACGACGGGUACGGUGGGGAUAAGGAAGAUGGGAUCUUCUCAAUGGAAGGUGAUACUGCGGUAGCGCCGUCUAGUCCCUUGAAGACCAAAGUGUCUCCCCCAACCUCUCGGGUAUCGAGUGGUGACAAUUCGCAUGUAGACGGCCAUGCGCUCAGUGAUGUCCUCUCCAACACCUCCAUCCCCUCCGAGCCCAAGGACGACGGCGAGGCGCAACUUCCGUCCAACCCUAAAGAGGCCCAAACCAGAAAGGAUGAUCGCGUGCAGUUCUUCCUUCUGCUGGAGGAUCUCACAGCGGGCAUGAACAAGCCCUGUGUGCUGGAUCUGAAGAUGGGGACCCGUCAGUACGGAAUCGAAGCCAACGAGAAGAAACGCAAGUCCCAGCGACGCAAGUGUCAAUCCACGACGUCGCAGGAGCUCGGUGUCCGUCUGUGCGGGAUGCAGACCUGGAACGUGAAGAAGCAGGAGUACUCGUUUGAGGACAAAUACUUCGGACGCGACCUGAAGUCAGGCCGUGAUUUUCAAGACGCGCUGACGCGAUUUCUCUACGACGGCGCCAGUUACCGCAGCGUGGCGAAGAAGAUCCCCGUCAUCCUGGACAAAUUAGCCAAGUUGGAGAACAUGAUCCGGAGGCUGAAGCGGUACCGCCUGUAUGCCAGCAGUCUGUUGAUCCUCUAUGACGGCGACCCCAACAACACCGGCCAGGCGUCUCAGGAGACCAAUGGUCGUUCGGGACGACCCAACAUGCGCGACACUCUGCAGCGCAAGAAUUCCGACGACGGCUACAUGGACGUGCAGUUGAAGAUUGUUGACUUUGCGAACUGCGUCACGGGCGAGGACGAACUGUCCCCGGAUGCCCCCUGCCCUCCUCAGCAUCCGGACGACAUCGACCGCGGCUAUCUCCGCGGCCUGCGCAGCCUGCGGAUGUACUUCCAGCGGAUCCUGAAGGAGAUCACCCAGGACGACUAUGUCGAACGGGGCGAAGGCGAGGCCAUUGCCCUCGGGUCCCAGCAUACGGGCCGCGACGAUUCGUCGGAGCGCUACUGGGACGAGAAUGUGCUGGAGACUGACCCGGGCGAGGUCAGCUUCUAA